Messenger RNA from Paecilomyces variotii, 630 nucleotides. Its product is annotated as putative secretory component protein shr3. Gene Ontology annotation, cellular component: endoplasmic reticulum membrane. The record is from RefSeq and is a predicted model, not a curated record. Gene Ontology annotation, biological process: endoplasmic reticulum to Golgi vesicle-mediated transport. Bases 1 to 630 code for a protein of 209 amino acids. The transcript has 2 exons. NCBI's taxonomy places the organism in Eukaryota, Fungi, Ascomycota, Eurotiomycetes, Eurotiales, Thermoascaceae.
AUGGCGCUCAAGAGCGGGUCGUUCGCGACCUUUUUGAUCGUUUGCCCAACAUGCUUCUUCCUGGGCAUCAUCUUCUCAUUAUUCCCAUACGACUACCCUCUCCUCUGGUCAACAGCUCCAACUCCCGGCUCGCAUUACGACUACCUAGAAGCACACCUGCGGUUCUUGCACGCCUCUCCGCCGCUGAUCCCGCGCAUUCUCCACAUCGUCAUCUUCUUGGGUCUGGCUGGUCUGGUCGCGAAACUGUAUAAGCCCUCGGAAGCCAACAUGCUCUUCGACGGCGCCAGUCUGGUCCUGUAUAUGUGUGGUAUCACCGUCUACAUCGCCAAUAUCGUCAAGGGUCUCCGUCUCGUCACUGGUGGUCAGUACGGCUCAGAAGUUGGUGAUUCCAACCUGGAGGAAGGAGAGCAGAUCCUCGGCCGUGAGGACAGUCUGAAGGUUCUCGCCGCGAGCAAUACCAUUCUGGCCCUGGUCCUGGUGGGCGUUUUGGUCUUGCAGGCUGGUCAGUGGUACGCUGAGCGAAAGGAUGCGCAGGAGUACGAGAGCCUGAACCGUAAGACAGAGGAGAGGAAGGAGGCACAAGCCGGGAAAGUGUCGCGGCAGUCGAGCGUGUCGAAGAAGAAGCAGUAG